AGCCGUCCUCCCUGCGUCGUCUGGCUCCCUCUCUCUCUGUCUCUCUCUCUCUCUCGCUCCCUCUCUCCAUCCUGAUCUCUCUGUGUGGUGUGGCCUCCGCUCACAUGUGCUCUUACUCCAUUCAUACAAAAUCCAUCCGACCCAGAGGUCCAUUGCCCGCCGCCGCAGCCGCCGCUCUGGAUGUUUUAUGCAACGUGUCGGUGCCGGUUGAGUUUAACUUCUUUAACUUAUUAAUAUUUACCAUCAAAGGACUUCCUCUUUGUUAUUCAUACCAGAUCUGGUUGUAUUCCUGAAGAUACACUACAGUUAAAAAAAAUUUAUAUAGUAAAUAUAAAUGUUGUUCUUCUUGUGGCUCAAAGGAACGCCAGUUUUAUAGCUUCUCUCAGCAGCAUAACUGUUUUCAGCUGCGCUCACAUGAAAGGGUUUUAUACCCCUCCGCUAGUCUUCUAAGGCGAUAACACAAUGAACCAUCAGAACACUGGAGAUGGGCCUCUACACACCUCUGGAGGGACUUCACUAAACACCAGAGAAUAGUCAUUUACACAUUAACUAUAUAGAGAGAGUGUUUAUGAUUCAUUUAAUGUUAAAAACACUGUUUCACUUUGAAAAAUAAGACGUUCGACGUCUGUGGGACGUCCUCAACGAGUAUAAAGCAGAACUAGUGGUGAGUUCUUCAAGGUGGAUGAACAACGGAGACGAGCUGCAGAGAUAAGCCCCGCCCCCUCGAAGGCGCGAGUGAUGUGAAUUAACCACAACGUGUCAAGCAAGUAAACUAACGCUUUAGAUGUGAACUGGACUUUUAACUCUGCUCGGCUUAAGCUAACCGGUGACGUUCUCCCGCGUUCCUGCAGCGUCGUCGUGGAUUUCAACUUUUUAAACAUUUUAAGUUGCUUUAAAACAUUUAACAACGUGUCUCCGGCAUCCUGGCAGCGCAUGAACGAGCAUGGCUAACAAUCAGAGCACGUACGGCCGAAGCAUCGCCGGCACGCGGGGGGGGGGGGGGGGUCUGGAGCACAUGGCUGCCACUGUUACUCACAACGUGUGACGCUCACGCUUGUCUGUCCCAUCGGGCUGCUGCCAUCUUAACAUCAGAACGGCGUCCCACCCCCGGCUUCCUGUCCGGGGGGGUGGGGCGGUGCUUUGCGCAUGCGGGGUCGGUUUGAGCCUCGGUGCAUGUUUGACCCCCGUGCCCUCGGUCUGUAUGUCGCACUGUGUGUUUACAGACGGCAGCCCCAACGUCAGCGGCGGCGGCAGCGACGACCACCCAGCCUCAGGGUUACAAAACGCUGCGGAAGUGAGCGCCACGCUGCUGGCCGCCAACGCGGCGCCAUCGGAGUCCAGCCGCGCACCGGAGGCCCAGCAGCCAUCACCCCGGAGCAAGAAGAAGGACAAGCACCACCAUUCCAACCACCGCCACCGCUCCCCCAACAAGAAAACCAGCAAGGGAAAACACAAGUGGGGGAAGACCACCACGGGCAGGAAGAAGAAGAAGAAGGAGGAGGAAGAGGAGGAGGAGGGCCAGCGGCAGCGUUCCGGAGGCCACCGCCACCGCCACCGCUCGCCCGACAAGGCGCACGGCCGCUCGCGCAGCGCCGGAAACGCGCUGGACGACCGCAACGCGCGCCGCCGCUCGCCCGACAAACACCGCGCGGCGCGGCGCUCCUCUCCGCAGCGACACCGCUCCUCUCCGCACCGCUCGCCGCGCCGCCACCGGUCCCCGCACCGCCACGGGUCCCCGCAACGCGCCCGGCACCGGCACCAUCACUCCCCGACCAGACGCCACGCCCAUUCCUCUGACCCGUACCGCGCCUCCCCGGAGAGACGGGCCCACAGCAACGAGAAGCCCCGCGGCGGCGGCGCGGACGAGGCCCUCAGGGCCCCCCGCGAGCGCAGCUUCUCUCUCGAGGACAGCGUGCUGCGCGAGCCCCCGGCCCUGGACCGCCUGAACCGGGAGGACACGCUGCCGCCGCUGCGCCGGGACGCGCGGCCGUACGCGGAGGACAGCCUGCUGCUGAGCGCCUCCUCCGUGGAGAGAGGCUACAAGGGGGACAGCCUGCUGCGGGACCUGGCCUCCCGCGGCCGCAGGGACGCCGCCGUGCCCCGGGCGCGCAGCCCGGACUCCGACGCGGCCUUCCAGAAGUACAGCUCGCUGCUGAGGGGCCGCGCCUCGCCCGAGCGGGCGGAGCGCGACGCGCGCUUCGCCGGCCGCGAGAGGGAGAGGUCCCCCGCCGCGCCGCCACAGUACCGAGCCCGCAGCCUGGGGCGAGACAUCUCCCCCAUCGGGAGCUCCAGGGGGACGGAGUCGGAGGACGAGGAGGACGACGACAUGUUCGUGGCGGCCAAGGUGAGGGAGUACUACAGCACGCUGCAGAGCGGCAGCAGCGGGCGGCCCGCCGCACGCGCCGCGCCGCCGCCGGAGCCCAGGAAGACCUACAAGGAGAGCCCCAAAGACCUGAGCAUCUGACCGGGACCUGUCGAUCAACACCACCUCAAAGGACUCAUCACGUCACCACCUGGUUCUACAGAAGUGCACACUCAUACACACACAUACACACACUCAUACACACACACACACACGCGCGCUUUAUGUAACAAUGUUCAGACACAAAAAAAUGACUUUUGCAUUUUUUAAAUUUUAUUUUGUGUGUUUUUCCCCUUUUUUCUUGUUUUUUGGGUUGUAAACAUUCAACAUUUACAGUAACUCAAAAAAAAAACCUUUUUCCAGAAAAAUAUGUAAAAAUCAUAAAAAAACAAUGAUGUGCCUAAACAGUUCCAUUAACGAGCAACUUUUAUUUGUUUUUUGUUUUAUUUGACACGUGACGGGCGUUUUGUGAGCCGCACUGUCAGAUGAUGAAAUGUAUUAUGUAAGGUUUUUGUUUUUUUCACCACGAGGAAGUACCACGCGCCUGGGUCACGUGACCGGUGCUCACACAAUGAUGCUGUGCAUGUCUUGACCGGUUUCAAUGUCUCUCUCUCUCUCUCUCGCUCUCCACCCCCCCUCCUCCUCCUCCUCCUCCUCCCAGUGCCGCUGUUUUUUAGACAUCUGACCAGACUAUAGCACAAGCCUGCAUUUGUUUGUAUAUUUUUGACUGUUGCAGUACGUGUACAUUCAGAGGUGAUCAUUUUAAAUUAAUGAAGGGACAAAUUAAAAAAAGUUAAACUAUGAUGAUGUUAAAAUAAAAUAAUAUAUUCAACGAA
Pseudoliparis swirei is the source of this 3198-nucleotide messenger RNA. Its product is annotated as pre-mRNA-splicing factor 38B-like. The record is from RefSeq and is a predicted model, not a curated record. The transcript has a single exon. Lineage: Eukaryota; Metazoa; Chordata; Actinopteri; Perciformes; Liparidae. Bases 1202 to 2464 code for a protein of 420 amino acids.